GCCUCGGGCGCUUUGGUUCCAAGUGACCAAGUCACGGUUCCCGCCCGCAGCGACGGCGGAGCUCCCACGGCCUCGAGCAGGAUCCUGAAGGUCUAUCAUGGGAAGGAUGAAAACUCACUUGAAUGCCUUCAGAGGUCUGCAGGGAAAGUUGCCUUGAAGCCAAGUAAAGCAGAGGAGGGGAAGAAGAAGGCUGUCUUUGGUUAAUAUUAAAAUUGCAAGCUUGUAUCUUGCUGGAUAUUGGAAAUUGAAUGUAAUGGCAGCAGAAUUUGUAAAGAGUUGUUGUAGAGGAUGUUUCUAUGGUGAAAAGGAAAAACACAAUUUUUCCAUGGAAAGAGACUUUAAAGCAACAGUCUCAAAUGGUCAGAGUACUACUAUCUGUAUUCCUCCACUGACUUCUGUUUCUAUAAAGCCUCAGGUUGGCUGUACUGAGGAUUAUUUACUUUCCAAAUUACCAUCAAAUGGUAAGGAAGUACCAUUUGUGGUGCCCAGGUUUAAGUUAUCUUACAUCCAGCCCAGGACACAAGGAACCCCUUCACAUCUGGAAGAACUUGAAGGAUCUGCCAGAGCAUCUUUUGGAGAUCGAAAGGCAGAGCUUUCCAGUUCAUCCCAGCAUGGGCCCAGCUAUGAUGUGUAUAACCCAUUCUAUAUAUACCAGCAUGCUUCACCUGAUUUGAAUCGGCGCCUUUCUCCUCAUGCAGGAACAAUGAGAUUAUAUGGGUCAGUUUGUGAUUUAAGGGCCAGCAAACUUCCCAGCUCCCCCGGGCUAAGCAAGUCUAUGUUUGAUCUUACAAGUUCAUCUCAGCGGUUCGUCCAGAGACAUGAUUCAUUGUCCAGUGUGCCCAGUAGUUCUUCCUCAAGGAAAAAUUCUCAGGGGAGUAACAGAAGCCUUGACACAAUUACUCUAUCAGGAGAUGAAAGAGAUUUGGGGAGACUGAAUGUGAAAGUGUUUUAUAAUUCUUCAGCAGAGCAAAUCUGGAUCACGCUUUUACAGUGCAGAGAUUUAACUUGGCCGUCCAGUUAUGGAGAGAAUCCUACUAUUUCUAUAAAAGGAAUGCUAACAUUGCCCAAAACAGUGAAUUUUAAAUCUUCAGCCAAGGAAGGCUCCAGUGUAUGCCACGCGGAACUUGAGUUGGGGACCUGUUUUCAAGCAGUAAAUAGCAGGAUUCAGCUACAAAUUCUUGAGGCACAAUACCUUCCAACUUCAUCAAAACCUCUGACUUUGAGUUUUUUUGUGAAAGUGGCAAUGUUUAGCUCAGGUGAGUUGAUUUAUAAGAAGAAGACUCGCUUACUGAAGGCCUCCAGUGGAAGAGUGAAGUGGGGAGAGACUAUCAUUUUUCCAUUUACACAGAGUGAAAAAGAAAUUGUUUUUCUCAUUAAACUUUAUAGCCGAAGCUCUGUAAGAAGAAAACAGUUUGUGGGUCAGAUUUGGAUAAGUGAGCACAGUAAUAACAUUGAAGCAGUCAACCAGUGGAAAGAAACAAUUACAAAUCCAGAAAACAUUGUUAUCAGGUGGCACAAAUUAAAUCCAUCUUGAAGACUUCACACGUUAAUUUGGUGAAGACAUGGCUUUCUUUGAGAAGACUUACGAUUUCAGUUUGUUACCAAUGAGAAGGGGCAAGUCAAUACAUUUGUCAAUUCAUUUGUUGAUACUAUAAUUGUAGUCUGCAAUGCAUCUGAUAGAAGAUUAAACUUGAUAAAAAAAAAAGUUGGGAGAUCCAAGGUAAAAAAAAAAACUGCAAAAAUAAUAAAAGGUAGUAUUAGUAGGGCAAUUAAGUAAGUUAUAAAAUUAAUGAGUAUAUCAACCAUAGAUAGUUUAUUGCGAUAUUGUGGGUUUUUGUGAGUUUUACCUAGAUUUUCAAAAGCUAAUAUACUUACUCUCUGUUACUACUGUCAGACAUUUAGAAGACUUUACUAUUGACUGUUUCAGUGCUGGUCAGUAUUGAGUAGAAAAUUUAACCACUACAAUUCCUUUAUAUUUGGGAAAAAUUUAUGCCCAGUAACUAUCAUUUCUUACACAUAAAGCAUCACAUGGCACUUUGUAAGUUAUUUACCACCAAGAAACCUCAAAAAUAGAAAUCUGCAUUUUGGCAAGAAUAGAUGAAGAUACCAGAAUGUUGAAGUUUAAUUGACUCAAUUUCACUGUUUUCUUCCCUCAAAUAUUUCAUUUCUUGUUUCAUUUGGAUUUGAAAUAACAUCAGCC
Condylura cristata (star-nosed mole) is the source of this 2200-nucleotide messenger RNA. It is a transcript of the gene TC2N, whose product is annotated as tandem C2 domains, nuclear. NCBI's taxonomy places the organism in Eukaryota, Metazoa, Chordata, Mammalia, Eulipotyphla, Talpidae. The record is from RefSeq and is a predicted model, not a curated record. The coding region runs from base 254 to 1534 and encodes 426 amino acids. The transcript has 12 exons. Gene Ontology annotation, cellular component: nucleus.